This is a messenger RNA of Thalassophryne amazonica, 1044 nucleotides long. It is a transcript of the gene sumf2, whose product is annotated as sulfatase modifying factor 2. Gene Ontology annotation, cellular component: endoplasmic reticulum. NCBI's taxonomy places the organism in Eukaryota, Metazoa, Chordata, Actinopteri, Batrachoidiformes, Batrachoididae. Bases 96 to 977 code for a protein of 293 amino acids. The record is from RefSeq and is a predicted model, not a curated record. The transcript has 9 exons.
UCCGCCAACUUUUUGACUUUUGUAUUUGUAAAUGCCAAAAUUUAGUUCUUCAGGCAGUGUUUGGUAAAAAAACAAAAAACAAAGUAUAGUAGAAAAUGAAUAUGAAAAGUGUUAAGUGGGUAUCUGUUGUGAUGUUUUUAUCGUCGGUAGCAGCAGCAGAUGAGAUGUUGUACAUACCAGGAGGAAAGAUGGUGAUGGGAACCAAUGCAGCUGACGGCAGAGAUGGAGAGUCUCCAACCAAAGAAGUGACACUGUCACCGUUUAAAAUCGACAGAUAUCCCGUCACAAAUGCUGAUUUCAGAGACUUUGUGAGAGCGCAGAAGUACAAAACUGAAGCUGAGACUUUUGGAUGGAGUUUUGUGUUUCAAGACUUUGUGUCAGAAGAGUUGAAAAGCAAAGUCACACAGAGGAUAGAGUCUGCUCCUUGGUGGUUGCCAAUAGAACGAGUAUUUUGGAGACAGCCUGCAGGUCCUGGUUCAGGUAUUCGGGAGCGCCUGAACUUCCCAGUGGUUCAGGUGAGCUGGAACGAUGCCCAGGCCUUUUGCCGGUGGAAGGGGAAGAGACUGCCUACUGAGGAAGAGUGGGAGUGGGCUGCACGUGGGGGACUGCAAGGUCGGACUUUUCCUUGGGGGAACAAGUUCCAGGUCAACAGGUCCAACCUGUGGCAGGGCUCGUUUCCAGUUGGAGACACUGCAGAAGACGGGUACCAUGGCAUCUCCCCCAUCACAGCUUUUCCUCCUCAGAACAGUUAUGGUCUGUACGACAUGUUGGGAAACACGUGGGAGUGGACGUCCACCUACUUCCCUGGAGCACGCACCAUGUACGUACUGCGUGGUGCCUCAUGGAUCGACACAGUGGAUGGCUCAGCCAAUCACAAGGCACGACUCACAACCAGGAUGGGCAACACUCCUGACUCAGCCUCGGAUAAUCUGGGAUUCAGAUGUGCUAACAGUGAUGGACAAAAAACAGAACUGUAGCGAUGAACAGGCAGUGUGUGAAUGGAGGUGAUGUUGUUUUAACCACAUUGAUUCAGAAGAUGUGUGC